Molecule: messenger RNA, 1064 nt
Organism: Pristis pectinata (smalltooth sawfish)
Lineage: Eukaryota; Metazoa; Chordata; Chondrichthyes; Rhinopristiformes; Pristidae
Product: BTB/POZ domain-containing protein KCTD21-like
Exons: 1
Coding region: 249-1019 (256 amino acids)
Biological process (GO): protein homooligomerization
Molecular function (GO): protein binding
Source: RefSeq, a predicted model, not a curated record
CUCUCUCUCUCGUCUCUGUGUCUCUCCAGUCUCUGUGCCCCUCUCUGUGUCUCUCUGCCUCUCUCCAGUCUCUCUUACCUCUCUCGUCUCUGUGUCUCUCUGCCUCUCUCCACUCUCUGUGCCUCUCUCUGCCACUCUCUACCUCCCUCUCUCUCACUACCCUGGACCCUCCCAGCCUCCUCUCCCCCCAACCCCCACCCCCCUCCCCUCCUGCCCCUCCGGGACCCCCGCCCGGCCCCGCCGCCCAGAUGCAGCGCAGCCCCAGCCUGGAGCCCGUGUCCCUCAACGUCGGCGGCACCGUCUACACCACCAACGGCGAGACCCUCAGCCGCUUCCCGGACUCCAUGCUCGGGGCGAUGUUCCGGGGGCAACUGCCGAGCAGCCGGGACCAAGCGGGCAACCUGUUCAUCGACCGCGACGGCAAACCCUUCCGGCACAUCCUCAACUACCUGCGAUCGUCUCACCUGGACCUGCCAGAGGACUACAAGGAGAUGAGGCUGCUGCAGAGGGAGGCGGACUUCUACCAGAUCCAGCCCCUCCUGAAGGACCUAUGCAGUCACAGCCAGGGUCUGGGACAUGCCCUGCUUCAGUGCAACCUCCUGUCCCAUUGCCAGACCCUCCACUUCACCCUCAAGGAGGGUCCCCUGCACUACGCCCUAUCGAGUUGUCCCAUCACCACCUACCGAGCCCAGAUCUUCUGCACCUGUUCCAGCACCUUGGACCUCCUCCGCCAGGGGCUGGAGCUCAGCCCGGAGCCCGGCGAAGGGGAGGUCUCACCCGGUCACCGCCUGCGCCUGGAGUGGACCCCCAGACCCGAGGGGCUGCCCCCGGCCGAGUACGCCAAGCAGGGGUUCCGCCGCCUCCUGUCCCGUCCCGGGGGCCUGCAGCUGGCUGACGGGCAGGCACUGGUGGAGGAGGUGCUCAAGGUGGCCCUGAGCCGAGGCUUCCGCCUCGACGCCGCCUUCCCCGAGCCCUCGGACGUCCUGGGCUGCACGGCGCUGCGCUUCGUCAGGUACUGAGGUCAAAUGGGGUGGGGGGGGGUGCCCCAGGGAGAAGGAACUGAG